This is a messenger RNA of Paramecium tetraurelia, 1098 nucleotides long. RefSeq lists its product as uncharacterized. The record is from RefSeq and is a predicted model, not a curated record. The transcript is spliced from 3 exons. NCBI's taxonomy places the organism in Eukaryota, Ciliophora, Oligohymenophorea, Peniculida, Parameciidae.
AUGUUAGUGGAGAUUUCAAUCGCUUAAAUUGCUACUCCAAUUAACAAUGAAGUUCAAUUAAUUAUUAUACUUGCACUAUCAUUAGAUAUUGAUAAAUUUAUUUAAAUUAACAUGACAGAUGGUUUUAUGAGAGCCUCAAAAUCGUUUAUGCUACAAAACGGUAGCAAAUAAGAUCUCUGCUCUGUUGAUGUGUCUUUAGACCCAUUCCGACUAAUAAGACCUAUAGCAGCUGUUUAAACUUCUUUUGAAAAAAUUAUGCAUUAUUAGUCUACUGAUUAGCCUUAUUCCCCCAAUCCUUAUUAUAUUCAAUAUUCUAAUGAUGGGCAGGAGGUGUGCAACAUAAUGAAUAGUCAAAAUAGAUGCCUAUUCAAUAAUUCAUUAGAAGGUAAAUUGUGGUUACAAAAGCCCACAGAUAUCUAACUAUCACAGGUAAAGCAAUCUACCAGUGCUCAGCCAUUAAAUGUAUCGCCUUUAGCAUCUUAACUUCCGCAUGUUGAACAAGCGCAGUAGAAACAUGUUAAAUCUAUAAAAGAAGAAAAGCACUUUUUAAAAGAGCAGCUUAAAUUCUUUAAAGAAGAUUCUAUAUAGAGUGAGGAAGUACUGAAUGCAGAGGAAAGCAGUAUUUGCUAAAAACCCAAAAAAAAGAACAAUCUAAGGGGCAAGCGACAUAAGCAUACAAGUGAUAGUUCUGAAUCCUUUAGAAUCAGUAGAAAGAAAAAAACAUCUAAGGUGAACGAUACAAAAAACAUUACAAAAAAUUACUCAAAAGCCAUAAUUUCAUACAUUUUCAACAAUCCUGAGUUAGUUUAAAAAAUAAUGUCUAAACAUAGAUAUGACGAUUUCAUUAAUUUCUUAAAAAAUAAAAAAAAUCAAAUGACCAAUAUAAAAUAACUUAGAGACUUAUGGGUGGAUGGUGGCAAAAAUUCUGAGUUUAAUCGAGUCUUUAGAAUUAUAAGUUAACAAUUUUUAAAAUCUCAAGCUGUCUCUUAUGUUUAUAACUCUAGAAUUUCAAAUACUUAAUGGCAUUUGAAAUAUAGAUUCAACCUACUCAGAGCACUUAGAGAGCCAGAAAACUUCAAAUUCAUUAAAGAUAUCUGA